AAUGUAGUUGACUUGCUAGUAACGCUGCCAAACUCCAGGGGGCGGUGUUUGAUAUUUUCCUCGGUAAAAAUCUUUUGAAGUACAACAAAGAAGUAGCGGAGUGAGCCAUUUAACCAGUGAAAGGCAGUCCCUUUUAAGGGAAGCUGGUGACUAAUGUGUUACUGUUACGAAAGCAUAUAUCAGGGAAAUCCAUUCGAAACGGGGCUGUCCGAAAAUAAAAGUCGGUGAAAGUGCUUUUUUCCUUGAUCAAACUGGGCCUCUCCCGGGUUGAGGCGUCGUCAUGCGUCGAGGGGAGCAUGGCUCACAGGCUUUCCAGGCCCCUGUGGACGUUCACGCCAGUGCAGACGGACAGGUGUUCAUGUUCAGGAGGCCGGCCAAUGAGCUGACUGCAUCCUCCGAUGAUGAGGAGCUCAGUGUGGUGGAGAUGAGGCAGACAAAGCCGGACAGUCGCAGGAACGUUCAGCUGCUGGAGCGGAAGGUCUUAGAGGACGAUAACCUGAGCAAGCUCGCCCUGCAGUACGGAUGCAAGGUGGGAGAUAUAAAGCGAGUGAACAACCUCAUGCGAGAGCAGGAUCUGUUUGCACUGAAAUCAAUCAAAAUACCAGUUCAGAAGCACAGCUUCCUGACAGAGACUCUGUCGGGCCGGGACGAUCCCCUGGAGGAAACGCCGCACUCGUCUGGCCUGACGACAGCUGACAGGACGCAUCUGCAGCAGGUGACGGACUUUCUAGUGGAGGUGGAUAACGACAUCGAUAAACUGAUCCAGACGACAGCGGAUCGAGACGAGGAUCCCUCCGAGAAACCACGGCGCUUCGGUCUGAGACAGCGGCGCUCCAACAAUCACGGCGCCGACUGGGGUAUUCAGUGGUGGAACGCCGUGGUAGCCAUGCUGUUGAUAGGUAUCGUCUUGCCCUUGUUUUAUGUAAUUUAUUUCAAAACCAAAGAUGGUGGAGCGGUUUUGUCAGAUGGCUUACACUCCUCCACCUCCUCGCCAAACAGCACAGCGGCGGGUUUCAGCACGAGAGGAGGCGAGCCGUUUAAAGAACCAGGAUAGAGGAAGGUUUAUUGGUACUCUGAAGGAUCUUAGAAACGGAAAUGCUGCCAUUGUUUAGAAAUAGAUGACACUCCCAAUAAAAGCCGAAGUGCCUCGUGUUUUUAUCUGGUAUUGGUGAAAAAUACUGUUUUCCCACUAUGUGCAAUGUCAAUGUCCCAGGACAAAUCUGGGUUUUUGUUUUAUGAGAAUUAUUUUGUGUUGGAGUGAAAACAUCAAACUGGACGGCUGAGUGUUAAUUUAUAUGUCAAAUAUUUAAAUGAAAACCAUUUUCUUAUGAACAUCAUGCAGUCAAAGUAACUUUUUUGAGCCACAUCAGA
Molecule: messenger RNA, 1371 nt
Organism: Oryzias melastigma (Indian medaka)
Lineage: Eukaryota; Metazoa; Chordata; Actinopteri; Beloniformes; Adrianichthyidae
Gene: lysmd4
Product: LysM, putative peptidoglycan-binding, domain containing 4
Exons: 3
Coding region: 281-1054 (257 amino acids)
Source: RefSeq, a predicted model, not a curated record